AAUAAUUGAAUGUUGAAACAGCACGGAGAGGAGAGGAGAGGACCGCAAGGUAAAGUUGCGUUGCCCUGAAACCCCCAAUUUAUUUCGAUUAGUUUGUCUUCAACGGCGGAUAAAGCUUCAGCUCUAGAUCAAGUCCUUCACUCCAUCGAAUCAAUGAAUGAAAAUUCGAGUCAGGGCAACGCUCAUGCUGAUUCUAGCGACAACAGCUUGCAAAUCACAUGCUUCUCAGACUUCGUCGAUGACGUCACUCUCCAUUUUCAGAUAAUCCGUUUUCCUAACCAGAUAUAUGCUUGGAUUGGUUGUAACUCUGCUAAAUUUGGACGCUUAUAUGCAGCUGCCCCUACUCCACCUAACAAUACAGUGAGUGUUAGUUCAAUACUAGGAGGAGUUUCUGACAAUACAGGAUCAGGCAUUGCUCGAAGAUUAGUGUUAAAGACUGGUCUCAAUGUGAUUUUGGCUUGCAAUAUACCUAAGAAUAGUCCUAUGCUUGAGGUAAAUGCGGAGAAGAAGUUGGUGGGGAAGCUGAUAAGUUUGGGGUAUACAAGGCCAAAAUAUUCAUAGUAAAGAGAGGGAUUUUUCUUUUUGGUGGUUGAAGUGCCAUUAUGGUGUAUGCUCCUGUUGGAACCUAGGAUUUAUUUAAGGGGAAUCAGUACCCACAUACUGAUCUACUGAUAGUAAUUUGUUUUGUUUUCUUCAAUAGUUUAUAUUCAGUGAUUUGGAGGUGUUAUAAUUGAGUUGUCAUUAGCUCUAGCUUAUUCCUUUAGUAGGAGCACUGUCUUGUUACUCAAGAAAGGUUGCUGUUAUGAAGAAAAUUUUAAGUU
This is a messenger RNA of Mangifera indica (mango), 821 nucleotides long. RefSeq names its product proteasome assembly chaperone 4. Lineage: Eukaryota; Viridiplantae; Streptophyta; Magnoliopsida; Sapindales; Anacardiaceae. Bases 154 to 561 code for a protein of 135 amino acids. Gene Ontology annotation, biological process: proteasome assembly. The record is from RefSeq and is a predicted model, not a curated record. The transcript has 5 exons.